GUCAAUACACUGGUGCGAAUCCCUUGGCUGGCAGAUGGACGCCAGGUACCCUCACGAAUCAGAUCACGCAGAAGUACUUGGAGCCUAGGCUUCUCAUCGUGACGGACCCCCGCACAGACAACCAGGCCAUCAAAGAGGCUGCUUAUGCCAGCAUCCCGGUGAUUGCGUUGUGCGACACCGACUCUCCCCUGGACAACGUGGAUGUAGCGAUCCCUGCCAACAACAAGGGUAAAGAGUCCAUCGCGCUGCUGUACUGGAUGCUGGCAAGGGAGGUGCAGUACCUCCGUGGCCGCAUUCCUCGAAAUCAGCCUUGGGAUGUGAUGGUCGACUCCUUCUUCUGGAGGGAUCCAGAGGAGGUGAUGCAGGACGAGGAGCCCGAGCAUCACAUGUCCGUGUCUCAGAACUACGGCCACCCGCAGGAGUGGGCACCUCCGGCUGCCUGGGAAGGUGCUGGUGGUGGUG
Molecule: messenger RNA, 462 nt
Organism: Symbiodinium sp. CCMP2456
Lineage: Eukaryota; Dinophyceae; Suessiales; Symbiodiniaceae
Source: the annotation of a GenBank genome assembly